Molecule: messenger RNA, 5925 nt
Organism: Alligator mississippiensis (American alligator)
Lineage: Eukaryota; Metazoa; Chordata; Crocodylia; Alligatoridae
Gene: PDZD4
Product: PDZ domain containing 4
Exons: 8
Coding region: 2156-4171 (671 amino acids)
Molecular function (GO): protein binding
Source: RefSeq, a predicted model, not a curated record
GCGGGGAUAUUAGAAGCAUUGCAGUACCACCUUCACUCCCACCAAUUAGCGAGGGCGGAUAUAUUAUAAGCAUUCAGGUACCACCUCCCCUCUGGACAGUUAAAGCAGGUAUAUUAGGAGCAUUAUGGCAGCAUCUCCCCUCCUUCAAUUUAGGAUGGGGGCUAUAUUAGAAGCGGUAUAGUUUUAUCUCCCCUCCUCCAAUUAGAAGCAUUGCGGUACCACUUCUCCUCCCUCCACGUAAUUAAUGCGGGUAUAUUACGAGUAUUGUGGUACCACCUCCCUCCGAUUUACAAAAGGAGUAGCCUCCUGGUACCACCUCUCCUCCAGUUUACGAUGCCGGGUAUAUUAAAAGAAUUACUGUACCACCUUUCCUCCCUCCCUCCCAUUAACGAUGGUGUAUUAGGAGUAUUACGGCACUAUCUCCGCUCUAUAUUUACAACGGCAGGUAUAUUAAGAGACCUAUGGUACUAUCUACCCACCGCCACCUUCAGAUGGGGACUAUUAGGAGUGUUACGGGGGGGUGGCAUAAAUUACACAUUGCAUUCCUCCACAUGGUGGUGCGCGGGGCUCCUAUCCUAGUAAUUGCGGUAGCCUCCCCUUUCCGUAGUGCCGGCCUAAUCCCGGAUAGUAUGGUAUUACCCCUCUUCUUCCAAGAGAACGCUAUUAGGGGCAUUAUGGGAGCCGUUCUGCAUGGGGAUGUUAAUUAUGGUAGUAGGGGCGCACACAGUUACUAUGGGGAGAUUUGGGGGAAGAGCCCGGACGCCUGGUUCAGUCUCAGCGCUGUAGGUGGGGGCUUGGACGCCUAGGUCCCAUUCUAAGAGGUGGGGGGACCCCGGGCACCUGGGAUCAUUUCUAGCCCUGUGGGCAGCCACUCGGACGCCUGGGUUCCCUUCUUUUACUGUGAUGGCAUCCUGGACUCUUGGGUUCCCUUUCUCUAGCCAAAACGGAACCCAGGCGUCUGAGACUUCUCUAAGAGAGGUCUGGAAGCUCAGAUGCCUGGGUUUUGUGGGGGGAGCGCUCGGCGGUGACUGAGGCUAAGGCACUGAUUGGCGCUGGGCUGACGCAGCGGACAGGCCCCACCCCCUCCAGCCUCACCUGUUCAGAACCAGCCGCAUUUCCCGGACCCCCGCCCAGGGAACUCAGGCGUCUGGGCUCCUAGUGUCCCCUGCUCCCACCCGCACACCAGCCCGGACGCCUGGGUUCCCUGCUAAGCCUGUGAUGGGGGCUUGGACACCUGAGUUCCCUCCUAUAGCUAGCAUGGAAAGCCGAACACCUGGGUUCCGUCCCAGCUCUGUGGGUGGAGACUCGGACGACUGGGUUCCAAUCUAGGGGAGGUGGGGGGAGCCCGGACACCUGCGGUCCCUCCUACAGCCCUCAUGGCUGCUUGGACGCCUGGGUUCCUCUCUAGAGCUGUGACGGGAACCGGGAUGCCUGGGUUUUGUCCCAGCGCUGUGGGUGGGGGCUCAGACAGCUGGGUUCCCUCUAUAGCUCUCAAGGGAGCUCGGACUCCUGGGUUCUCUCUUACAGCAGCGAUGGGAGCCCGGACGCUUGGGUUUAGUCUCAGCGCUGUAGGUGGGGGCUCGGACGCCCAGGUUCCAUUCUAAGAGGUGGGGAGACCCCGGCCACCUGGGAUCCUUCCCAGCCCUGUGUGCAGCUACUCGGACGCCUGGGUUCCCUCCUCUUGCUGUGAUGGCAUCCUGGACUCUUGGGUUCCCUUCCUCUGACCGAAACGGAACCCAGGCGCGCGAGACUUGAAUUUAGUGCCAAACGGUGGUUGGGGGGAAAAGGUCUCUUCCUCCUCCUCCUCCUCCUCCUCAGUGCCGCCCGCUCCCACCCCCUCAUGCAUAUUCAUGAGCCGCCCCCUCCUCCUCCUCCUCCUCCUCCUCCUCUUCCCCCCGCCCGCACCGGAGCCGCCGUCGCCGCCGCCAGAGUCGGAGCUAACCGGACCCCACUGCUGUCUCCGGCAGCUCCCGGUGCCCUCUUCCUGCCCCCCCCUCACCCAGGCUAUGCCCCCGGGGGGUUAACCCCCCCCGCUGCCCCCCCCCGCCCUCCCUGUGCUAGGGGGAGCUAUGGGGCUGGUGGGGGGGCCAGGGGGUGACCCCCGACCACCCCGCUGAGUCUCUCCCCCCCCAGUAUUCCCCUUCUUCUCGGCACCAUGGGCUGCAACAUGUGCGUGGUGGAGAAGCCGGAGGAGCAGUACAAGGUCAUGCUGCAGGUGCAUGGCAAGGAGCUGUCGGGACCAGGGCUGGAGGUGCUGCGAGGGGCCAAGGAACCACUGGUGAUCCAGGUGCUGAGGCGAAGCCCACGGGAGACUCGGGGGCGGCCAGGUUCUGGGCUGCCUCCCCCGACCCCUCCAGUCCUGGCUCUGCCCCCCACAGCACCCCUGCCUCUGCCCCCCGGUCCUGGCCUUGUGGAUAGCGGGACCCAGACAGACAUUAGCUUUGAGCGGCUGCUGGCACGGGGCUGGCGCCCACCCCCUGACAUCACCUCCCUCGGGCAUGAGUACUACGACCCUGUGGAGUUAAUGGAAGGCGUGGUCCCGGAGACAGAGCGUACAGAGGAGCUGGAAUAUGAGGAGGUGGAGCUCUACAAGCCGAGUCACAGGGACAAGCUGGGGCUCAUGGUCUGUUACCGCACCGACGACGAGGAUGACGUGGGCAUCUAUGUGGGAGAGGUGAAUCCCAAUAGCAUUGCAGCCAGGGAUGGACGUAUCCGUGAAGGAGAUCGCAUUGUCCAGAUCAAUGGGGUGGAGGUCCAUGACCGGGAGGAGGCUGUGGCUAUCCUGACCCACGAGCAGCGAACCAACAUUUCCCUGCUGCUGGCGCGGCCUGAGGCUGAGCUGUCAAAGCACUGGAAGGACAGUGACCGCGAAGAUUUCCUUGAUGACUUCGGCUCUGACCCCGAGGAUGAGGCACGACCCCGACCCCCCCGUGCUGCCCCAGGCCAGCCCCAAAUGGCCACCCCAGCCCUGCCACUGCCCCCCCCUGCAGCCCCUCCGGCCUUGGGGGAGCCAGACAGUGGGGUUGGCCGCACAGAUGAGAGCACCCGCAAUGAGGAGAGUUCGGAGCAUGACUUGCUAGGUGAUGAGCCCCCCAGCGGCACUGGCACCCCAGCCCUGCAGCGCCGUGGUGAGCCCCUCCCAGAUGCUGUGGUCCCUCCACCUAGCCCCCCAGCCACCCCAGGCCUCACCCCGGAGGAGGCUGAAAGAUAUCGUGAGCUUCUGGAGCUACGGGGGCACCUCCAGAAUGGCAACCAGGGUCCCCCCCUUUACCGGGGGGUGCCAGGGGGCCUGGAUGUCAACCGCAAUGAGGUAGCUUUGCUGGAGGAGGAGCUGCGGCACCUGGAAUUCAAGUGCCGCAACAUUCUCCGUGCCCAAAAGAUGCAGCAGUUGCGGGAGCGGUGCCUCAAGGCCUGGCUAUUGGAAGAUGGGGGGCCAGGGGGCUAUGAAGUCUCCCUAGGCGGCCCCCCCCAUGCCUUGGCUGAUAUCACGGAGCUCCCUGAAAGCGCCUAUAACACAGGUGAGAGCUGCCGCAGCACCCCUCAGCUGGAGAGCCCACUCCGCCAGCCCCCCAUGGGCAACCUCAACCGGCCUCCAGGUCCCCCAAAAACUCGGCGCCCUAGUGAGGCCCGUCCAACCAAGCGUAGCCCCCGGGAAGCUUCACCCAGUCGUCUAGGCCGCAAGGACAACAUGGCUGUUGUUGCUUCAGCACCGCCAGGCCUAGUGCCUCUGUGUGCCAGCGAAGCCUUGCCAGGAGUAGGCCGGGGUGGGGAAUGGCGGGGCAAAGGUGCCAAGAGGCCUGUGAGAGACCGGCUUCUCAAGGCACGGGCCUUGAAGAUCAGGGAGGAAAGAAGCGGGAUGACAACCGAUGACGAUGCCAUGAGCGAGCUGAAGUUGGGCCGCUACUGGAGCCGAGAAGAACGCAAGCAGCACCUGGCCCGAGCCCGGGAGCAGCGCCGGCGCCGUGAGCUGAUGCUCCAGAGCCGGCUGGAAGCAGCAGGGGCAUCCCCCGAGACCUCAGCCGUGGCCCUGGGCCACCGCAAGACACUGAGGAAGCGGAGCCGCCGCAUCCUCGACAACUGGCUGACCAUCCAGGAGAUGCUGGCCCAUGGCAGCCGUGGGGCCGACGGCCGGCGGCUCUACAACCCCCUGCUCUCUGUCACUACUGUCUGAGGGGGAGUUCCACCCCCCGCCUCCACCUCCCACAAGGCCUGUUGCCCUGGCAAGGCUGGCCCCGCUGAGCUUGUGGCUGUGGGAGGCUUUGCCAGGCUUAGUCAGCCACAAGGACAAAAUGGCCACCAUUGCUUUUGCAGUACUGACCUUUGGUCUAAGUCUAGGGCCAAGGGUGGCUUUGCCAAGAAGAAUAGGCCACAGGGGUGACAUGGCUGCUGUUGCCCUGGCGAUGCCCACCCCAGCCAAGCAAGGGCCUGGGAGGCUUUGCUGGGCCGAGCAAGCUGUGCGGGCAAUGUGGCUGCUAUUGGUCUGGCACUUCCUGCCCUAGCCCGGCGUGGGGAAGGUUCACUAGGUUCAGUAGGCCACAGGGACAAUAUAGCCACUGUCACCCUUCCCUGCUGGGUCUGGAGGGGUUUUGCCAAGAAAAGUAGGCAGCAGGGGCAAAGUGACCAAGACUGUGCCUGGGGAGGCUUUGUAGCCACUGUCAACCUGGUGCUGCCUGGCCUGGGCCCUGUAGAGGCGUUACCAGGCCAAGCAAACCACACUGACACCAUGGCUAGGCUACCAGUACCCCAGACUUUCAGGUGGAACAAGCGCCUGAAAGAACCCAGAUGUCUGGGUUCCUUUCUCCCAAGACCAUGUACAGGGACGCACCCCCCGCAUUGGAAAGGUCCUGAAAUGAAUUGGAGGGAGGGGGGGGACUAGCUGAAAGUGCCCCCCCCCCCCAAGGGGGAGGAGGUGUGCCACAGAACUGGGGGCUGGCUUUAGGAGGGGGUUGAACGAAUGGAAGAGCCUGUAAGGAGAUGCUGGAAAAAGGGGUCCCCAUGAGCAGAACCCUGACAUCCAUCCAGUGGGGAUACCCCUCCCUCCAAGAAGCCAGGCCCCCCUGCUUGCAGCUGCCCCCAGCCUAUGGACAAUGGUGGGAGGGCUAGGAUUACCUGCCCCCCCCCAGCACAAGGACAGGCGGGGGGGGGGGGGGGGGGAUCUCCCCUGCGGGGCUUGCUUGUGUCUGUGAUUGUGGGUGUUUGUGGUUUGCCAUCUGUAUCUCUUGGGAAAGGGGAGUAACCUAGGUGCCUAAGGCUUCCCUACCUCCUUCCCUGCCUCCAACCUCCCCCUUCCCUCAGUGGCCAGGGGCCCCAGGUGCUUAGAACCUUCCCCUCCCCCAGAGCACAGAGAACCUAGGCAUUCAGGUUCCCCCAAUGCUCAUCCCUAUCAGAUACCCCCCCCUCCCCCAGCCAAUACCUAGGGAACCUAGGGCACACCCUGCUCCCUCCCAAGUUCCCUGUAGCCCAUGCCAGCAAAGAAGUCUUGUGUCCUUGCCUCACCCACCUUCCAUGCUCCCCACCUUUCCAACGUUGAACCUAGGUACCCUAGCUCUCAGCCCUUGCCCCUCUUCCUCUCCCCCCACCCUGGAGGGAACCCAGGCAUCUUGGUUCCCCCUGCAUACUUCUUCAAUGCCCAACGGACCCAGACGACCGGGGUCCCCGCCUCGCCCCGUAGCUCCCCUCCAAUGCCCCGAGGAACCCAGGCGUCUUUGCUCCCCGCCCCACCUCCCCCAACCGGAAGGGAACCCAGGCGUCCAGGUCCCCCGCGCCCCUCCUCAUUGCUUGUCUCUUCACCCCACGCCCGCCCUCAGCAGGGGGUUCGUUGGUUGUACAGCGCGGUGCGGGUGGGGGCAGGGGAGGUCCUCCCGGACGCCUGGGUCCCGGGGGCGCCGUGAGAAUAAAGCGCCGGGUGGUUUUUACUCGUUUCAA